AUGGCCGCCCAGCCACUUCCGCCCCUUCGGCCCGUACAACCCACGCCUUCGACGCGUUCUUGGUGGCCACUGCCCCGCAACAACGCGUCCACCCCAAAUCACAUCACCAACGCUACGCAAGUGCCCACCAAUCACUCGAUGGCCCACGCGGGAACUCAGACCAGCAGCGCCCUGCCACGCAAUGUCGAGGGCAAUUCGGGGGUGUUGCCGGCGGUUCUGCUGAGCAGCGGCCUCCUCCUCAUCCUCAUCCUCAUCCUCAUGGCCAUCGCCUUUGCCGGCUUCUACGCCUUUCUACGCACACGAUUCGUCCUCAAGCCGCCCAAGGACAAGCAUGGCAGCACCCGGUCGACGCGCAGCAAAAAGAAGAAGGGCAAACGUGGCAAGCACAAGCGUGAUCACUCUGACGCGGAUAACUCGUCGAAGAAGGCCUCAAAAGACUCGAAGGGCUCCAAGGGAUCCGCCCACCCGCCCCCCAAGCAACUACCCAUCGCCAAGGCGCCGGCCAAUCGUGCCGAUCUGGACACGCUCGUCGACGUGCAGUCGAUCAGA
This is a messenger RNA of Mesorhabditis spiculigera, 549 nucleotides long. The record is from the annotation of a GenBank genome assembly. Lineage: Eukaryota; Metazoa; Nematoda; Chromadorea; Rhabditida; Rhabditidae.